AUGAACCAGUCUGUGGUGUUGGUGAACCCAGGGCCCACUGCCAACUCCAGCCGCGGGGAUCUGCUCUCUGCCCGCCUCAACCACUCCUGCCCUCUAGGCUGGGGCCUGAACCAGGGCCUGGAGGCGUGCAUCCUGGAGACGGCGGUGAUCGUGCUGCUCACAGUCCUCAUAAUCGCAGGAAACGUCACCGUGAUCUUCGUGUUCCAUUGCGCGCCGCUGCUGCACCACUACACCACCAGCUACUUCAUCCAGACCAUGGCGUACGCGGACCUCCUGGUGGGACUCAGCUGCCUGGUGCCCACGCUGUCGCUGCUGCACUACCCGGCCAGCGUCCAGGAGCCCAUCACCUGCCAGGUCUUCAGCUACGUCAUCUCCGUGCUCAAGAGCGUGUCCAUGGCGUGCUUGGCGUGCAUCAGCGUGGACCGCUACCUCGCCAUCACCAAACCGCUGUCGUACAACCAGCUGGUGACGCCGUGCCGUCUCCGCGGCUGCAUCACGCUCAUAUGGCUUUAUUCCGGCCUGGUCUUCCUGCCCUCCUUCUUCGGGUGGGGGAAGCCGGGUUACCAUGGCGACAUCUUUGAGUGGUGCGCACACUCUUGGCCCACGUCUGCGCUCUUCACCGGCGCCGUGGUUUGCCUGCUGUACGCUCCCGCCGCGCUCGUCGUCUGCUUCACCUACUUUCACAUCUUCCGCAUCUGCCAGCAGCACAACCGCGAGAUCAGCGAGAGGCGGGCGCGCUUCCCCAGCCAGGAGAUGGAGGCGGAAGGAGCAGGCGGCACGCAACACGGCGGAGGUGGCAUCAGCAGCAGCAGCAGCGGCGGCGGCGGGGAGCGACACGGCCCAGACAGACGCUACGCCAUGGUCCUGUUCCGCAUCACCAGCGUCUUCUACAUGCUGUGGCUGCCGUACAUCAUCUACUUCCUGCUGGAGAGCUCGCACGUCCUGCACAGCCCCGCCCUCUCCUUCGUCACCACGUGGUUAGCGAUUAGCAACAGCUUCUUCACUGCGCCGCCGACGACAGAGACUUUGGGGAUUCCAAACCGAGGAGACGAGCCAACUCCUGCUCCAUCUGAGGCGCCGUCUGAGGCGCCGUCUGAGGCUCCGUCUGAGGCGCCGUCUGAGGCUCCGUCUGAGGCUCCGUCUGAGGCUCCGUCUGAGGCUCCGUCUGAGGCUCCGUCUGAGGCUCCGUCUGAGGCGCCGUCUGAGGCUCCGUCUGAGGCUCCGUCUGAGGCUCCGUCUGAGGCUCCGUCUGAGGCGCCGUCUGAGGCUCCGUCUGAGGCUCCGUCUGAGGCUCCGUCUGAGGCUCCGUCUGAGGCUCCGUCUGAGGCUCCGUCUGAGGCGCCGUCCAAGGCUCCGUCUGAACAGUGGUUUAAAUGGACCCUGGCGCGUCAGACCCUGGCGCGUCAGACCCUGGCGCGUCAGACCCUGGCGCGUCAGACCCUGGCGUGUCAAACCCCGGCGCGUCAGACCCCGGCGCGUCAGACCCCGGCGCGUCAGACCCCGGCGCGUCAGACCCCGGCAGUGGGUCAGACCCCGGCAGUGGUUCAGACCCCGGCGCGUCAGACCCCGGCGGUGGGUCAGACCCUGGCGGUGGGUCAGACCCUGGCGGUGGGUCAGACCCUGGCGGUGGGUCAGACCCCGGCGCGUCAGACCCCGGCGGUGGGUCAGACCCCGGCGGUGGGUCAGACCCUGGCGGUGGGUCAGACCCUGGCGGUGGGUCAGACCCUGGCGGUGGGUCAGACCCUGGCGGUGGGUCAGACCCCGGCGCGUCAGACCCCGGCGGUGGGUCAGACCCUGGCGGUGGGUCAGACCCUGGCGGUGGGUCAGACCCUGGCGGUGGGUCAGACCCUGGCGGUGGGUCAGACCCCGGCGGUGGUUCAGACCCUGGCGGUGGGUCAGACCCCGGCGGUGGGUCAGACCCUGGCGGUGGGUCAGACCCUGGCGGUGGGUAAGACCCCGGCGGUGGGUCAGACCCUGGCGGUGGGUCAGACCCUGGCGGUGGGUCAGACCCCGGCGGUGGGUCAGACCCCGGCGCGUCAGACCCCGGCGGUGGGUCAGACCCUGGCGGUGGGUCAGACCCUGGCGGUGGGUCAGACCCUGGCGGUGGGUCAGACCCUGGCGGUGGGUCAGACCCUGGCGGUGGGUCAGACCCUGGCGGUGGGUCAGACCCCGGCGGUGGUUCAGACCCUGGCGGUGGGUCAGACCCCGGCGGUGGGUCAGACCCUGGCGGUGGGUCAGACCCCGGCGGUGGGUCAGACCCUGGCGGUGGGUCAGACCCUGGCGGUGGGUCAGACCCUGGCGGGAGCCCGUCCUGUGUGUGGUGGUGUGACAUGCUCUACAGUGUCUGUUCCUUCAGCUCUGUCUGUUCCUUCAGCUCUACAGUGUCUUUUCCUUCAGCUCUGUCUGUUCCUUCAGCUCUGUCUGUUCCUUCAGCUCUACAGUGUCUGUUCCUUCAGCUCUGUCUGUUCCUUCAGCUCUACAGUGUCUUUUCCUUCAGUCUUCUUCAGCUCUGUCUGUUCCUUCAGCUCUACAGUGUCUGUUCCUUCAGCUCUGUCUGUUCCUUCAGCUCUACAGUGUCUGUUCCUUCAGCUCUGUCUGUUCCUUCAGCUCUACAGUGUCUGUUCCUUCAGCUCUGUCUGUUCCUUCAGCUCUACAGUGUCUGUUCCUUCAGCUCUGUCUGUUCCUUCAGCUCUACAGUGUCUGUUCCUUCAGCUCUGUCUGUUCCUUCAGCUCUACAGUGUCUUUUCCUUCAGCUCUGUCUGUUCCUUCAGCUCUGUCUGUUCCUUCAGCUCUACAGUGUCUGUUCCUUCAGCUCUGUCUGUUCCUUCAGCUCUACAGUGUCUUUUCCUUCAGCUCUGUCUGUUCCUUCAGCUCUGUCUGUUCCUUCAGCUCUACAGUCUCUGUCUGUUCCUUCAGCUCUGUCUGUUCCUUCAGCUCUACAGUGUCUGUUCCUUCAGCUCUGUCUGUUCCUUCAGCUCUAUAGUGUCUGUUCCUUCAGUUCUGUCUGUUCCUUCAGCUCUACAGUGUCUGUUCCUUCAGCUCUGUCUGUUCCUUCAGCUCUACAGUCUCAGUGUCUGUUCCUUCAGCUCUACAGUGUCUGUUCCUUCAGCUCUGUCUGUUCCUUCAGCUCUACAGUGUCUGUUCCUUCAGCUCUGUCUGUUCCUUCAGCUCUACAGUCUCUACAGUGUCUGUUCCUUCAGCUCUGUCUGUUCCUUCAGCUCUACAGUGUCUGUUCCUUCAGCUCUGUCUGUUCCUUCAGCUCUACGGUGUCUGUUCCUUCAGCUCUGUCUGUUCCUUCAGCUCUACAGUCUCUGUCUGUUCCUUCAGCUCUGUCUGUUCCUUCAGCUCUGUCUGUUCCUUCAGCUCUGUCUGUUCCUUGAGCUCUGUCUGUUCCUUCAGCUCUGUCUGUUCCUUCAGCUCUACAGUGUCUGUUCCUUCAGCUCUACAGUGUCUGUUCCUUCAGCUCUACAGUCUCUACAGUGUGUCCUCAGGGACUCAGACCCAGAGCAGUCAAAAUGA
This is a messenger RNA of Knipowitschia caucasica, 3519 nucleotides long. Lineage: Eukaryota; Metazoa; Chordata; Actinopteri; Gobiiformes; Gobiidae. The record is from the annotation of a GenBank genome assembly.